This is a messenger RNA of Ochlerotatus camptorhynchus, 1479 nucleotides long. RefSeq lists its product as uncharacterized. The coding region runs from base 72 to 1184 and encodes 370 amino acids. The record is from RefSeq and is a predicted model, not a curated record. NCBI's taxonomy places the organism in Eukaryota, Metazoa, Arthropoda, Insecta, Diptera, Culicidae. The transcript has a single exon.
ACUUACGGAUCAUUAACACAACUUCUAAUUCUUUAAUUAAUGAAAAUGAAAAGCAGAUCAGAAUAAAUCAUAUGUUUGAAAAUAGAAUUCAAAACAUGACCAGAAAAUUAAAUAAUGUAGCAGAUCAAUUGAAUGACAUAGCAUCAGAAAAUAGAAAAGAUUUUGGAUUGGUAGGUUUACUCUUUUGCUUAGACGAACUUACACAACAGCUAGAAAAUUUAGAAGAAGCUAUUGUUUUGGCCCAACAUGGCAUCCCGAGUAGCAGAAUCAUCACCGCUGCGGAGAUGACGAAGAUCCAAAGUCUCCUGGAAGGAAGUGGUCUCAUCGUAGGAGCCCUAGAUUUCGCUAGUGCUUACGUUGUGUCAUCAAAGGAAUCAAUUGCCUACAUCUUGAAGAUUCCAAGGAUCAAGGAUGCGGAAUAUAGUCUCAACUACAUUGAACCGGUAACAUUCAACAACUCACGUAUUCACAUAUCAACAAACUAUUAUCUGCAAGGACAUACAUCAUUUGCCUUAAAAUCAUUAUGCACGAUGAGCAGAAAUAUUUACAUCUGUUCAAACUCACAACUGGAGCCAAUGACAAGUUGUAUUCAACAGCUGAUGAAAGGUGAGCCAACCCAAUGCCCUAUGGAACGUACAUACACUAACAAUAUCAUUAAAAGAAUCGACGAUUCAAAUAUCAUAAUCAAUGAUGCGGAAGUAACAAUAACUUCGAACUGCUCAUUGAACAACAGAAAACUCAAGGGUUCUUUCCUUGUCCAGUUUUCCAACUGUACAAUUUUUAUCAACGACGAAAUGUACUCAAACGUUAACAAGGAGAUCCGGUUGGCAUCGUUCACACCAACCACGGGAUUGAAGGUAAAUUCUACAGCGCUGGUGAACAAAUUCCCUAUCGAAUAUUUACAGACAUUACAUUUGGAACAACGUGAUCAUAUCGAUCACAUCAACCUAAAGACGGACAAUAUACAUUGGAAGCUCAAGCUCAUCGGGUGGUCAUCGCUUGGUUUUGGCUUGUUAAUAUCAAUCAUUCUUAUCGCAAAGGUAUCAUUCUGGAUCUGGAAAAUGACUGUACCGAGAUCAUCAACAUCCUGUCGGGAGGAACUUCAAGACCAUCGUAGCGAGGAGAUAACAACGGAACCGGAGAGGAGAGAGUACCCGAAGAUUUCAAUGGUGCCGCAGGCGUAACACCAGGACGAAGAAAGCCGAGGACGACUUUCAACCCAGGGGGAAGCCGUUAGGAAAUGCAGCAGGCGCAUCGUGCCACGUUGCGCGCCAAACAGUGGUCAGGUAAUAAAAAUGAUUAGUUAGCAGUUUUAGUCUAUAAAGCAGCUCGCGACAUGCGGCUCGCUCUCUUUUUCAUUCGGUUAGUCGUCGGUGCAGUAAGUCAGGUUAAAUUAGGUGAAAAGUGAAUAAGAAUAACCUUAGUGCUUAGUGAAGUACAGUGCUUUGUGUUUUUUAAAAAGAAAGGAAAGAAAGCUCA